Puccinia triticina is the source of this 1248-nucleotide messenger RNA. RefSeq lists its product as uncharacterized. NCBI's taxonomy places the organism in Eukaryota, Fungi, Basidiomycota, Pucciniomycetes, Pucciniales, Pucciniaceae. Gene Ontology annotation, cellular component: spliceosomal complex. The coding region runs from base 1 to 1248 and encodes 415 amino acids. The record is from RefSeq and is a predicted model, not a curated record. The transcript has 4 exons. Gene Ontology annotation, biological process: mRNA splicing, via spliceosome.
AUGUACAAAUUUACCCGGGCUUUCACCCGGGCGUCCCCUGGGAGAGGUUCCCGGGGUAUUCCCCGACAUCAUCCGGGGGUCCUUAAUCACUGGCCCAGGCCCCAUGCUGGUCCCUGCGGGUCCAGAUCAAGCAAAAACCACGAACAACUGAACAAGAACGCAGAUUUAUUUACUUACACAAGAAUGCCAUUCUCAUUCAAGAUCGAGCGAGCCUCAUCAGAAACCAAAAGACACCGGACGGAGCAACAGAUGAUCUCGAUACCAGCACUACCGGACCGGGACUUCCGAGCAAUUCAUUUAGCCAAGAAGCAGAAACGGACCCAGAAAGAGCUGUACAAACCCGAGCCGAUAAAUUCGAUGGGGGGACCCUCGAAGAAACAUUCGUCAGUCGUCGAUGCCGAAGGACUCGAUAAGAUGAAUUCGAAAACCAUAGAAGGCGGACUCCAACCUCCUCCGACUGUCAAGACUGUUCCGAAAAUUGAACGGCUUGCACUCGAGUCGGAAUCGGCUGAGUCUGUCGAAUCUGAGACUGUCGUCCCUGUAACACCAGCCCAACCACUGACAAUUGAAGAGCGAGCCGUCAAGGAACUACUCUCCCAAGCGAACUCUGGAUCAACACAACAGGUCAAGAUUGAAGCGAUCCCGAUGAGGAACGAGGGCCCACUGGAUACAGGCCCAGAAGAAGAAGGAGGCGAUGAUUCUGGAGAUUCGGGGGACGAGACGGCCCAGUUUCGGAAAGAUGUCUCCAAACGACCCGAUUGCUCGACGCUAGAGGAUUACGAGCGGAUCCCCGUCGGACAAUUCGGCCUAGCUUUGCUGAAAGGAAUGGGCUGGAAAGAGGGCACCGCGGCCACCAAGCGGGGUCGGGUCGGCUUGGUCGAGGCUUACGUGCCGCAAGCCCGGCCUAGUCUCUUGGGCAUCGGCGCUAAGCCUCUCGUACUCGAUUCGGAUCCGAGUGAUAAUAGCAAGAAAUCCAAACCGGCGAAACCGGAGAGGAAGUACGUUCCGUUACUGAGGAAAGUGGUCGAUCAUGGAGGAAAACCUCGUUCAAGAUCUCGUUCACCAUCGAAUCGAGGAAAAGCACGUUUGAGGUCUCGAUCACCGCCGGAUGCACGCUCCUCAUCUACUCACUCAUCCCAUUCCUCAAAUCGCACCUCUCGUCGAGAAAGAGAAUUGUACGACCGACCCCCCUCGGAUUCCUCUCGUAAGCGAUCAACUCAUCGAGAGAGAGACAGCUCAAGGGGUUAG